This is a messenger RNA of Porites evermanni, 3386 nucleotides long. The record is from the annotation of a GenBank genome assembly. NCBI's taxonomy places the organism in Eukaryota, Metazoa, Cnidaria, Anthozoa, Scleractinia, Poritidae.
AUGUCGGCUCGAGGCGGUAAACGCUACGGCAGUGGCCGUAGGCUCUUGUCACCUGGAAGCUUUGUUAAGAGCAUAGAGAAGAGAUCUGACUCUCGGAGUUCGUGGCUCAAGUCCCAUGGAAGGAUUUACGUCCGCCGUGACAUUCUGGACACAUUUAAAAAGCUGAAAGCCCAGUGUGUCUUCUCCACCGACACUGCUUUCUUGCAGCAUUUGUUGUCGUUUGAGAUGCGAAGGCAACAAAGGUGAGAAAAUAAGACUUCUACAUUAAUAUUGCUUUUUAGUCGAAGCUGCAACGUCGAAUCUAACUACCUGUUAAAUAUUACUUUAUUUUAACAGUUUAAAAGCCAAGCAAGCCAUGAAGAAGAGUACGGAAGAGUCAAGUGCAGUACAACAACCCCUAGCAGGUAACUAGAUGCACGAGAUCGAUCUGGAAUCCCUGUUCAGGGACUUCUUUUUUAUGUGAGCAGUGCAUGUGGCCGGAACAUUUAAUGGACACAGUCCAUCGGGAUUAAUUCUGUUUUCAUUGAAAUAAAAGUUAUAAUAUGUUGUAUAUUGUUUUGCAGAUGAUUCUAAUUUGCACACCUCGACCCCUGUGAAAAGAGGCAAGUAUGACGGUUCUGUCAUUGCUCCACCAGUGGAAAGUCCAGUUGCUGGAAUGGCUUGUGACAAUAGGUAGGUGGUCAUUUCGGUAUUGAUUUUCUGUUUCCAUAAUUAUUUCACAUAUCUGUCUCGGACAUAACGGUGAAGGAGCAAUUUGAAGUUCUUCCUGUGAUAAAAAUUUUAGAUGCAUCAGGUUUUCAUUGAGUGAAUGUCUGAACGUUCAAUAAAUCAUGAUGGAUGAGGAAGGUUGAAGUAUGCCGGGAGAUUACGUUAAUAGUUUUGUAUUAAAACCAUAGAGCACCCAGCCUUGAAAUAUGUUUUAGGUUGUGCUUUUCUUGUCAACUUUUUUCUCAUCAAUUGAACCAAACCAUCAAUGGGUUAGCUGUGUUGUCAUUUCCAUAUUCUUACCAAAAUUUCUGCUGUUAUUUACAACUCAUGCUUUUUGCCUGUGGGUUUUCAAUGCUUCCUAUUUAUCAGUGAACUCAAGUAGUUUACUUUGUAUUUUCUAAACAUACUAAACUAUUUUCCUUGUAUUCUAGCUGAUGCCUUUAGACAGAUAUUCCACUCACUUGAUGUCUGGCAUAAGUCAAAAGGAAUCCGGAAGUGUCUUUCAAAUGUGAGUUAGAGUUGAUAUUAUAUUAAUUUUACAGUGGCCACAAAGAACAAAUUUAGUGUAAUUCUUUCUAAUAUGUGACUCUGUCCCAUGUAUUGGUAAGACUCUUUCCUAUAAAUAGAACAUAAACAUACAUUGUGUUGUCACUUGUAAAUAUGCCCAUGUAGUAUACUUCACUGUUGUAUAUUUCCAGGAUAAUCAAAUCAUAUCUUUAACCAAUGGGCCAGGAAUGGACUAAGAAAUGUUGUUAACAUAAUCUGUAGAGAAUUAAAUGCUCAAAGUUUGACAAUGAUGAUUGGACUGUCAAUGUAGGUUUAUUUUUUUGAGUCGUUGCAUUUAUCUCUGCCAGAGAAAAAAAUUUAAGGCUUGUUAUUGAUCUUCUGUAGGUGGGAAGUGCAAAGGGGAUGGAAAAAGUGGCCCUUUGGUCUGACCACAUUGUUAGACACUUUUGGCACUGUUGCAGUCUGGCAUCUGAAGUGGAAGGCAAUGAGCUAGAAGCUCUGAAGAUAUUGAAGGUAAUUCCAAUUUAUCAUCUUUUUUAAAGUAAUUAAUAACAGGGCUGUCAGUAAGAGGUGAUGGGUCUAUGUGGCCCCCAGCUACACUCAAAGGAAAAUAGAAGAAAAAUGGAACCAAACGAAACCCCCCGUUGUUUGAUUCUCUGCCUACUUAUUUUAUGUACCCAGCAACUUGAAAUCUUAGUGACAGGUCUGAAUUUUUUUUUUCUGAGACUUUUUUGAAAAUUAUCACAUUAUAUUAUAUCAGGCUGUAAACACUUUGUUUCUUCACAAUGUUUUAGGGUCUGUUUACAUGGAGGUGGGGGACCUCGGAUAGGUGAGGUAAAAUGUGGUGGGUCACCCCAUCUAUCAAAUUAAAAUGAGAUAUUAUAUGGACAAGCGGGAUACUCCACCAAAGCGGGUUACCUCACCUACCUGGGGUUCCCUACCUCCAUGUAAACAGACACUAUGUCAUUAUCAUCUUGUUAUAUCUGUUUCAAUGAAAUUUUACUAUUAUGAAAUCAGGAUACCUGGAUCUCACUAUUACACCAUGUGUGCAAUCAACAUGAGUGGGCUGAUGGCCAUUGUGACCACAAGCCAAUCACUGAGGAAAACCACCAGCUUCCAUGGUUUGACAGGAGAUCCAAAGAGUUUGAGGCACUGCAAAAAAUUAUCCUGGAUCCUGACCUUCUUGAAAGUUUCAAGUACUACACCAGAUUCAGGUAUAUAAGGGGAACCCUGUUUUCAUAAGAAAUACUAAAUAUAUAUCUUAUUUCAAUACGUUGGUUUAUUCAAAUAUAAUGUUCAAAGAAAAAAUAUUUUGGUUUGUAUUCCUGUCUGCUUGGUCCUUGGCAAAAGAAAUGUAUGGAGGAAACUUAAAAGAAGAUUGUGUUAAUGAAUACUAUGUCAAUAACUCCAAGCAGCCCCAUUCCUUAAACUAAGCUCAGUAACGUUAACGUUGUCAGGCUUAGGCAAGGGUUUAUUUUUUAUUGCUACUGUGGACCUUGUGAAAACCUUCUUAAGGUGUUGGCCAGCCCCUAAAUGCCUUUCUAUGUCAAGCUCAAUUCAUUGUCCUUCUUUAAUUAUUACAUGUAUAUUUAACCAUGUUUUUCAAAAAUAUUUAUGUUACUUUUAGGCAUACAGGCGCAUUAGAACGAGCCAACUCUCUGUCAUUGAUGUAUGCCAGCAAGAGAAUUUCCUACAUGUAAGUAACGACACUUCAUAGUUUUAAAAGUUCAUAGUAUUUAUAAAUUAUUAUCUCUAGCCUAUAGAGAAGCUCAAAUUGUUGUAUACUUCAAAAAUUUGCCCUGUGUGAACAAAGAUCUCAUGGAACACUGUCUAUUUUGAUCAAUUGUUCUUUUUAGGAAGAAAGUCUACAAACAAGAAAACAACUAGCUGCCAUUGACUGGAACUAUCACCUCGAUAUUCCUGAACAAGAAGAUGUGCUAGGCGAGGUUGCUGUGACCCAGAAGUACAACCAAAGAACAAAGAGUUGGAAUGUGAAAAUUGUAAAGCAGGCCAAAGACUAUGGUUAUAUUUGGAUGCUUCUGGCUAAAGUGUUUCAUCUACGUGUGGAGGAUAAUGAAAAUAUGCAGAGGGCGGUCCCAAUGGAAGCUGAUGACCCAAGGAGGAUAGCCCCUUCAAUUGCUGUGGUGCCACCCCCACCUUCACGCGAGCUC